AGGCACACACAUACACCAACACACACACACAAACACACGCUUACAAACACAUAUAAAUACUAUGUGUUGUAUAUGUAAAAUGUAGCUCCUAUAUAUAUAUAUAUAUAUAUAUAUAUAUAUAUAGGUCUGUACAUAACAUAGGUAACAAAUAAUACAUAUUAAACAAUCAAUUUAAAAGUAACGAAAUCCACUAAGUAAAAACGGUUCAAUCAUGAGUGGAAUCAAGAAGAACAGCAGUAGCAGCAGCAGCAGUAGCAGCGGGCAUAAAAGCAAAAAGACACCAUCAUCAGCAGCCCCAUUAAACAAGGAGCACUCCAUGUUCACAUACUAUAUGGAAAACUGUUAUGUUCUGCCAUUGGAAUUAAAGAAUGACAUUAUUUAUUGCCAGCGCGCCAUGCGUGAUUUCCUUAAAGUGCAUUCGCUGGUCUCUGAUGUUUUCAAGGAGCAGGCGGAUGCGGAUCCCGUACAGAUGCAACAAAUCCUUAGUGAACUGGAAGAAGAAGUUUUUGAAAUAAAUGCCGAACAGCAAUAUCUAUUGCUAUCGCUUAGCGAGCAUUUAGAAAUGUUCUACAAAAGGCUGCAGGAUAACAAUAUCCGCAGUGUACCUGAGUUGGGAAAUGAAUAUAUAUCAAGUUUGAUAGUGCCUUUAAUAUCAGAUGCCAGUUAUAGAAUUCAACCGCAGUCUGUUCUCACCAGAGACAAUGAGGAAAUGCUUAUACGUAAGCAUUUUCUAUUAUCGCAGGAUGAAGAGGCCGGUGUGCCGCCAUUAAAAUUGAGUGAUCUUGAUGAAAGUAUACCAUUAAUGCUUGUUCCACCAGUUGUGUCACUCGCCGGCACUCAGCCGCACAAGCAACAACAGCAGCCCGAUGACCAAUUAACGCAGUUGUCCCACUUACCAUUGCCAUCUUUACUGCCCAAGCCAGAAUUUCCAAUCGAAACGGAAUCAAUGGAAUCACGUUCACUAUUGAUACCAAGGCGAGUGGGGAAUAUACCAAUUAAACUUGGACAUGCCGCCAAACGUAAGCUGAUGUCCUCGCCGCCACCGUUGGCACCCAUUACUAGCCAUAAAGUGACACCAUCCAACGCAACUUCUUCAAAUUCUGCUUCCUCUUCCACUUCUACUUCCUUGGUGGACCAAAGUCGCAUCAAUUUGAGGCAAGCCUUGAAACGUGCCCGUAAAACCAAACAACAGCCAAGGCUAUGCGAUGAGGAGGACCUUGAGUUGACCAGCUUGGAGAAUGGCAAGAAGUCCAAAGCCUCUAAUAUCAAUGUAGUACCGAAAAAGACUUCAUCGCCACCAUCUACAUCAGUGGGUAGUGGUGGUAAUGGUCAUCAAACUGCCACUGGAGGUGUUGCUGCCACUGUUCCUGGUGCUGUGGGCAAAUCGUAUAAAACCCGCAAUAAUGCCCAAAACAAAUCAUCACCAGUUCCAGCGACAGCAUCGGGCAACGCCUCCUCAGAUGAUUCGACACAUGAAUUCCAAUUACUAGAGCAGCAAAGAUUGUGCUCCGUUGCUGCCCAAUGGCGCCGGGAUGAACCACGCGAGACACGCAUUUUAGCUUUAGAAUAUGGCCAAGAGCAAUUUCUUGGCCUCUUUGGCCUUUAUACCCAUGAGGUGGUCAAAAAACUGAAUCAACGACAUUCCAAGCGAAAACGGCGAACAGUACAAAAUGCCAGUGGAGUAGAUUUUCAUUAUGGCCAACAAUUGGCCAUUAUGGAUGUAAUUGUGGCUGUUUCGCGGCAAAAGAAACAACUGAAAGAUAAACAAGAGUUUCUGCUUUCGCCCAAGGAUAAGCGCUUACAGGUUAAAAAGGCCCAAAAGGCGGCUAACAUUGCUGCAGUUGAUUCGAAUUCAAAUCCUGGUGCUAGUUCUAGUUCUUUUGGUAAUGCUGAUGUCACCAAUCGCAAGAGUAAAACUCCCGAAAAAGUUGAAAACGAUUCUCCAAAUAGUAGUCAUCAUAUGGCUAAUGAUGGAGUACCUGCGGUCAAGUGUAAAAAAUGCAAAUCUGUUGAUAAAGAUGGUCGUCCAACCUGUAAUUGUGGUUGUCUUUUGGAGUGUUCCGACGAUUCUAAAACUAAACUACAGGUAUAAUCCAAAGUACCUGAUGUCUGGAAUGGGCAGCAUCCGCCAGCGAGACCAGCUUCAAAUUGCUUGUAUCUGCAGUCUCUUACCUAAAAAGGGAGGAGCUUCAACUGUUUCUUUUUUCCCCUUCAUUAUUUCAACUGGAUUUUCAAAAUCGAAAUGUUUUUAAGUAUCUUGUCGUGUGUGUUUUUUUUUUCUUCUCCUAUUUGUUUAGUUCUUUAGUGUAUUUUUUUUUUUUAUUUUUGAACUUAUUCAGUUAACAUUUCCAGAGCAUUUUAUAUAUAUAUGUACUAUAAUCUACACACUUAAAAUUUGAUUGGUUUAAGCCAUUAAAAGUUAUUUCAAUGAAAUAUAAAUAUAUAUAUUUUAUUGUUUGGUUGCUUUUCUAA
Messenger RNA from Drosophila willistoni, 2472 nucleotides. RefSeq lists its product as uncharacterized. The record is from RefSeq and is a predicted model, not a curated record. The transcript has 4 exons. Lineage: Eukaryota; Metazoa; Arthropoda; Insecta; Diptera; Drosophilidae. The coding region runs from base 212 to 2092 and encodes 626 amino acids.